AUGGCUCCAUUGAUACAGGAUGGCAUCGGUGCAACUGGAGUGACUUCAAUGCAGAGUGCAUACCACAACAGCCCGAGCCAGUUCCACAUACACAGCGAUGGCGAGAUCCGAGAGAAGAUCUCUGACCAUCGUUCGGAAGCCACAGAGCACCCAGCCCAUGGCACACUGGAAGACGCUAUGGAGCCCAUAGCCAUAGUUGGUAUGUCAGCAAAACUUCCGCAGAGUGCAACGUCUCCCGAAGCCUUCUGGAAGUUGCUGGAGGAGGGACGGUCUGCCAUGACAGAAGUGCCAUCAGAUCGCUUCAACAUUGAUGCUUUCUACCACCCCAACGGAGACAGGCUCAAUACUCUGAACGUCCGCGGUGGCCACUUUCUCCAAAGCGAUCUCGCAGAAUUCGAUGCGCCUUUCUUCUCGAUACCCAAGACGGAAGCCGAGUCGCUGGAUCCACAGCAACGUGGUCUCCUGGAAAGCACAUACCAUGCUCUGGAAAACGCAGGUAUCCCCCUAAAAGAAGCUGGGGGUAGUAAGACAGGAGUCUUUGUUGGAUGUUUUGCGAAGGAGUACGACACGAUAUUCUCGCGCGAUACAGAUCUACAACCCAAAUACCAAGCCUCUGGAACAGGCUCGGCUAUGCUUGCAAAUCGUCUAAGUUGGUUCUACGACCUGAGGGGCCCUAGUAUCACUCUGGACACAGCCUGUUCCAGCAGCCUCAACGCACUUCACUUGGCGUGUCAGAGUAUCCGCGCUAAAGAAUCAACGAUGGCCAUAGUUGCUGGAUGUAACGUUAUACUGAACCCGGAUACAAUUAUGAUGUCACUAUCUAAUCUCCAAUUCCUGUCUCCGGAUAGUCUUUGCUACAGCUUUGAUCACAGAGCCAACGGGUACUCCCGAGGCGAAGGCUUUGGGGUCAUAGUGCUGAAGCCUCUCUCGCAAGCUUUGUCAAACAACGAUACCAUACGUGCAGUAAUUCGAGCAUCAAGUUCCAACCAGGAUGGUCGCACCCCAGGAAUCACACAGCCUAGUGGAGAUGCACAGGCACUUCUUAUCCAAGAAACAUACGAAAAGGCAGGCUUGGAUCUGGGGACUACCAGGUUCUUCGAGGCCCACGGUACUGGUACACAGAUCGGUGACACGACAGAAGCUGCGGCCAUACAUUCAGUGUUUGGGAAGUACAGGAGUCCCGAAGAGCCGCUCAUCGUCGGGGCAGUCAAGUCUAAUAUUGGUCAUCUCGAGGGUGCGAGUGGACUUGCCAGUAUCAUCAAAACGGUACUGGCUUUAGAGAAGGGUGUGAUUCCACCCAAUACCAACUUUGAGAAGCCCAAUCCUCGUAUCCCAUUUCCAACAGAAAAUAUUCCAUGGCCCUCAAAGGGUCUUCGAAGGGCAUCUGUCAACUCCUUUGGUUACGGUGGAGCUAAUGCACAUGUCAUUUUAGACGAUGCAUAUCACUAUCUAAAAGUUCGUGGACUUCAAGGUCGCCAUCGAACAGCAGUACCAAGAGAUCCUAGGACACAAAGCGCUAGGUCCCUCAUUCGGCACUGGUCGGCAUAUCCCCAACCCAAGCUACUUGUUUGGUCUGCUGCGGAUGAGCAGGGGCCACAAAGAUAUGUGGAAGCUCUUAAGGCACAUCUUUCCGAGACCAAAGGAGCGGAUCAUGCUUAUAUCGUUGACCUCGCGUAUACACUGGCUUCGAAACGGAGUCGGUUACCAUGGAAGAGCUUUUUGAGGUUAGAUUCGACUACACUGUCCUCCACAGAUCUAUGGAGGCAGUGUUCGAAGCCAGUCCGCUCUUCCGGAAACGCUCCAGGCCUUGCAUUUGUCUUCACUGGACAAGGCGCUACCUGGUACGGGAUGGGCCGUGAGCUUCUAGCAGAACCUGUCUUCCAAGAGAGUUUGCAGCAAUCCGAUGCAUACCUGCGCAAGCUUGGCUCCAAGUGGUCCUUGAUCGGAGAGCUCCAGCAGGAUGAAACCUGCUCCAGAAUCGCGCUUUUGAGACUGUUGGAGAGCUGGAAUAUACGACCACUUGCCGUAGUAGGUCACUCUUCUGGAGAAAUAGCGGCAGCAUAUUGCAUAGGCGCGAUAUCGCACAGACACGCGAUUGCAGCAGCUUAUUAUCGUGGAACGCUCUCAGCCGAACUAGCCGCAGCAUUGACUGACACGCCAGAGACUAUGAUGGCGGUUGCACUGUCACCAGAGGAAACUAGCAAGCACAUACAUAUGACACAAUCAUACGGCUCUGUCUGCAUCUCAUGUGUAAACAGUCCGAAGAACGUCACAGUUUCGGGAAGUGUUUCAGCAAUCGAAGCCAUGCGAUCUAACCUGGAUACAGAGGGCGUCUUUGCCAGGCGUCUAGAUAUCAAAGUUGCAUACCAUUCGCCCACAAUGCAGAGGUUAGCUUUAAGCUAUCUGGAGCUUCUACAAAGUCUCGAUACGCAUGAUCCAGAGACGCCUAAAGAUACUGGUGUGAUAAUGUUUUCGUCUGUAACUGGUACACUCAUCUCGCACAAAGACGUACGCCGUGCUGAGUAUUGGGUCGAGAACAUGGUCUCCAGGGUCGAAUUCUCCAGUGCAUUAUCCGCCAUGCACAAGUACGUCAGUGCCACCGAUUGUAUUGUAGAAUUAGGACCGACUGGAGCGCUGAGACGGUCUGUGCUCGAAACUCUAGGUAAAGUGCUUUACGAAUCCGCUUUGAAAGUCGACCGCCCCGCAUACGAGACUAUCCUGGGUCUUGUGGGUGACCUGUGGAGUCGGGGCGUGCCCGUCGACCUCAUGGCAGUCAACGGCUUGACUGAGUCGAAUGCUCAAAUGCUGACUGAUCUACCCUCUUAUCCAUUCAACCACUCUCACAGAUACUGGUACGAGAGUAGAAUCAGCAAGAAUUUUAGGUUCCGCAAACAUGCGAGCCAUGAGCUCCUUGGCACCCAGGCGAUGGACUGGAAUCCGUUGGAAGCAAAAUGGCGGCACAUCAUCGACGCCAAGGAAAAUCCAUGGAUCAAAGACCACGGUUUCAACGGAUCACAGAUCUAUCCCGCGGCUGGUAUGGUCAUCAUGGCUAUUGAGGCUGCUAGGCAAGUGACUAAGAGCGACGGGCGCACGAUAACCGGCUUUCGUAUAAAGAACGUCUCGUUCGUCAAAGCUCUGGUCCUAUCGGAUAAAGACGAGACUCUCGAGACACACUUCUAUCUGCGCCCUCAGGAAGCCGCUCGAGAUACUUUUGGUGAAUGGUUCGAUUUCCGCCUGUGUUCGCUCAGCAACGAAGAGGGCUGGGUUGAGAAUUGCCGAGGCACGAUCAUCAUCGAAACAGAAGAAGAGGUCGUAGAAGUCGAUGAAGGCCUCGAGGCAGCCGAAAUGCGUCACUCAAUACUGCAAAGUCAUGCGCGUACCUUGUCCAGCUGUAAAUCAGGCGUCUCUUCGAAGCAGAUGUAUGAGAACCUGGCUACCUUUGGCUUUGAAUUCGGGCCUACAUUCCAAACUCUGAAGAAUAUAGGUUUCAGUGAGCAAGGUUACGCUUCUGCCUGUAUCGACACGCGCGAGUGGCAAACCAAAGUGCCGUCUAUCGCAUCCAAGAUCCAGAGCCAUCUCAUCCAUCCCACAGCUUUGGACGCGGUUUUCCACCUCACAGUCACCGCUAUUUCCAGAGGUGGGUGGAAACCCAUACCGACCAUGGUACCGACAUAUCUCCACGAGCUGUGGAUUUCAAGUAAACUGCUGCAUGAUCCAGAUGCGUCAUCGCUCCAGAUAUGCUCCGAGUCGCUAUCACGCGGUCUCAGAGAUGCUGAUUUCAACAUGACCGCUGUUGAUGAUCGGAGUGGAGACCUUGUCAUUACCGCUAGCCAGUACCGUGCCACAGCGAUCAGCUCCGUCGAUAUGAAUGCCCCAGGCGUGUCUUCUUGGCGGAGACUUUGCUUCAAGCCGGAAUGGAAGAUGGACAUUGCGACCGCAGACAACGACGCAGUCUCGCGUUACUGCAACAGUGCAGCAGAUUCUGUGGAUGUGCACUCUCAAGCAUCCGUUGACGAUGCUGAGCUGGUAUGCAUCUACUUCAUGCGUCAAACACUCGAAGCCGGGUGUACUCGCCACGUAUCCCAGCCCCAUUUGCAAAAGUACGUGGACUGGAUCAGACAUUACCCGCAGGAAGACUGCGCACAGGCUGUAUCGAGCUCCGAGAAGAUGCAACGGAUGCUAAACGACCAGUCUUACGCCGAUUCUGUGAUAUUGCAACUGGAAGCCAGCGGCCCGGAGGGUAAGGUCUACGUCACCAUCGGCAAGAUGCUUUCCGCCGUACUCCAGGAUGAAGUUGAUGUUCUUGAACUACUCUUUGGGGGCGGACUCUUGCAACAAUUCUAUAGUGGGAAAGCCUUUACAGCCAACUACGAGCGCAUGCGGGCUUACGUUGACCUCAUGGCUCAUAAAAACCCCAACAUGUCCGUUCUGGAGAUAGGUGCGGGGACGGGUGGUGCAACUGCCGCUGUUUUACAAGCACUGGGACCAUCGAACCCAAGCGAUGAGAACAGUACUCCGCGAUUCCAAGAGUAUGCGUACACGGAUAUAUCUGCUGGUUUCUUUGAGGAAGCAAAGAUCCGCUUCAAGGACCAUACAAGUCGUCUAGCCUUCAAGACUUUGGACAUUGAAAAAGAGCCGCAAGCACAGGGUUUCGAGGAGGCAAAGUACGAUCUGAUCGUCGCAUCAUGUGUCUUGCAUGCCACAGCCGAUAUCCAACAAACGUUACAACAUACACAGUCUCUCCUGAAGCCCGGAGGAAAGCUCUUGCUCUUCGAACCCUGCCAGCUAUCAUGUGCGCGACUGUCCUUUGUGUUUGGUCUGCUGCCAGGCUGGUGGCUGUCAAAGGAGCAACAUCGUCGCUGGGGUCCGCUACUGAGAGAUGAACAGUGGGACGAAUCUUUGCGCAGUUGUGGCUUCUCUGGUAAUGAUCUUUGCUUGCGCGAUCAGGAGGGUCCGCAACACACAUUCAGCGUGAUGGUUUCCUCCAAGACGGUUCCUUCUGCAGUAAACGGCGCUUCAGCAAGGAUAAGUAUUAUUGUCGUCGAUACCCACUCACAGAUGCAGAUGAUGGUAGCAGAAAGUCUCCAAGCCUCUGCUCACACAAUGGCGGGCUUGGACUGCACAGUUAUGUCACUGCAGGAUAUUGCCACUUCUAGCAUGGAGAGCUACUUUUGUAUAUCACUUCUGGAGCUUGAAACGCCUUGUCUAUGGCAGAUAGGCAGUGAAGGAUAUGCCAGCCUCCAACAUCUCGUCAAGAACUUUAGGUGCGUCCUGUGGGUAACCGGCGACCCCACUCAGGACCCCCGUAUGGGAGUUGCGACAGGCUUCGCCAGGUCUAUGUGUUCCGAAAAUGAUGCUCUCGAUUUCAUCUCACUCGCACUCCGAAAUCUAUCGAGAAAAGAAGAUGUGGUCUCGACAAUCUUGAAAGUAGUGCAAUCAUCCCUCAGAUCACCAGAUGGUCAAUGUGAGCAGGAAUACCAGGAAGAUGAUGGCUUGCUCCACAUUAACCGAAUCAUUGAGUCCAACGAUGUCAGCAAUGUUGUACACAAGCAAGCUGUACCGCAGAAGGCCGAGCUACAUCUUUUUGGAACUGAUCGAACCCGGCCUCUCUCACUUAACACGGCAUCGCCAGGAUUGCUCUCCGCUCUGCAAUUCGUCGAUAGCCCCUUCAAAUCAGAGCUAGAGGCCGAUGAGAUCGAAGUCGCUGUGAAAGCAGUGGGUAUCAAUUUCAAGGACGUGAUGAUUGCGCUAGGACAGAUACCCGAUGCCUCCCUAGGCCAAGAGUGCUCUGGGGUGGUAACCGCUGUUGGCGCUGCAGUACACGACAGCGAAUUCCGUGUGGGAGAUCGCGUCUGCUGCGUGACUCGAGGCGCGUUCAGAAAUCUUGCCCGAGCACAUCGAUUUGCGAUAUCAAAAAUACCCGACGAAAUGUCUUUCGCCACCGCUGCUGCGAUACCAGUGGCCUUCUGUACUGCAUGGUAUUCGCUCGUUCAUCUAGGUCGUCUACAGGCAGGCGAAACUAUCUUGAUCCAUGCGGCAGCAGGGGGAGUUGGCCAAGCUGCUAUACAACUUGCAAAGGCGGCUUCUGCAGAGAUAUAUGUCACUGUCAGCAGCAAUGAGAAGAAGCGGCUGUUGAUGGAACUAUAUGGCAUCCCUGCCGACCAUAUCUUCUCCAGUCGCCACAUCUCCUUCGCCCAAGGCUUGAAACGCAUGACAAAAGGUCGCGGAGUGGACGUUGUCUUGAACUCACUUUCGGGAGAAUUUCUCAAAGCCUCCGUCGAUUGCGUGGCUCCUUUAGGUCGCUUUGUCGAAAUCGGAAAGAAAGACAUGUACUUUCGUUCACAGAUGUCAAUGUCGCCUUUCCUACAAGGCAUAUCUUUUUUGGCUGUCGAUCUGGGGGUGAUCGCUGACAGGGCGAAGCCCCUGAUGAAGGAGUUACUAAAUCGGGUCAUGGGAUAUUUCACCAAGCAAAAGAAUACGAUGCAGCCCCCGCAACCCUUGACGGUCUUCUCCGGCUCCCAAUUGGAAGAAGCAUUUCGGACUCUGCAAAGUGGCCGCAACUCUGGAAAGGCAGUGAUAGCGUUCAGUCCCGAGGACCUGGUUCCAAUCGUGCCGACUUCGAGACCAGGGUGGUCAUUCGCCUCAGAUGCCACUUAUGUUAUUGCUGGUGGAAGCGGUGGGCUGGGCAGAAGCAUGGCGCGAUACAUGGCCACGCAUGGGGCAAAGCACAUCCUGCUCUUGUCGCGAUCCGGUUCAGAUUCGCCGCAGGUCUCUGAACUUAUUCGAGAGCUACAGCAAGACGGCGUUACAGUAGUUGCGCCAUCAUGCGACGUUAGCGAUGCGCAUGCCUUGGAAACCGUAAUUCAUGACUUGCACGACCAAAUGCCGCCUAUCCAAGGAUGUAUUCAAGGGUCUAUGGUAUUAAGGGACGGACUUUUCGAGAACAUGUCUCACGACAACUUCCUCGCCGCCUUACGACCGAAGAUCCAGGGUACCUGGAAUCUACACAACUCGCUCCCAAGCGGAAUGGACUUUUUCGUUCUCCUUUCCUCGACCGGUGGUGUUUUCGGUAGCCGUGGUCAAAGCAACUACGCAGCUGGCAGCACCUAUCAAGAUGCGUUCGCAAAGUAUCGCGUAUCCCUCGGAGAGAAAUGCAUUUCGCUCGAUCUUGGUCUGAUGCUCGCCGUUGGAUUCGCCGCCGAAAGGCAACACAUCACCGAUUCACUGCGGACCGUAGGGUACGAAGGCAUCCACGAAAUCGAAUUUCACGCAAUGUUGGAUCACUUCUGCAAUCCAGAUCUUCCACUCCAAGACCCAACCAAGGCGCAAAUCGUCACUGGCGUUGCGACGCCGGCGUCGCUAGCCGCCAAGGGGCUCGGUGAAAUCUUCUGGAUGUCCAAGCCCAUCUUCCAAAGCCUCCGUCAAAUGGACCGACAGUUCUCUGUAUCGAGGACUGUCAGGGAAGAGGGUGCAAAUUACCGAGCACAAAUCGAACAAGCAAUGUCUCAACAAGGCGCCGGACACAUUAUCGCGCUCGCACUCGUAAGAAAGCUAUCCGCAGCUCUUAACAUGCCCAUCGCCGAUAUUGAAGUGGAGAAGCCGGUAUACGCGUAUGGUGUUGAUUCCUUGGUCGCAGUGGAGAUUCGCUAUUGGUUUUUGAAAGAGUUCAAGGCCCAGAUCGCUGUGUUUGAGAUUAUUCGGAGCGAAAGCAUUGAGAAACUGUGUCUUCUCGUCGCUUCCAAGACACAGUAUCAGCAAAGAUGGAACUAG
Messenger RNA from Pyrenophora tritici-repentis Pt-1C-BFP, 7770 nucleotides. The record is from RefSeq and is a predicted model, not a curated record. NCBI's taxonomy places the organism in Eukaryota, Fungi, Ascomycota, Dothideomycetes, Pleosporales, Pleosporaceae.